Chenopodium quinoa (quinoa) is the source of this 1686-nucleotide messenger RNA. RefSeq lists its product as uncharacterized. NCBI's taxonomy places the organism in Eukaryota, Viridiplantae, Streptophyta, Magnoliopsida, Caryophyllales, Amaranthaceae. The record is from RefSeq and is a predicted model, not a curated record. The transcript is spliced from 4 exons. The coding region runs from base 1 to 1686 and encodes 561 amino acids.
AUGGUGAAUGCAGCAAGUGGUGGAGGGCUAGUGAAUAAGACUCCAAGAGAUGCAACUAGGUUGAUUGCAGAGCUAGCAGAAAAUUCUAGGCAAUUCAGUCAGAGAACUCCCACGCGCCAGGUGAAUUUAGCAAAUUCGAAUACAACUGAGUUAGAGAGUAAAGUAGCUGAUUUGACUUCUAUGAUGCGUGAGUUCAUGGUGAACUCAAGGAAUCCACAGCAACUGAAUGCUUGUGGUUUAUGCACCUCCAUGGGACAUCCCACUGAUGCAUGUCCUCAAUUACAAGAGGAGCAGAAUGAGCAGGCCAACGCCUUAGGUUUUCAAGGGCAAGGUCCGCAGAGAAGAUAUGAUCCCUUUUCAAAUACCUACAACCCAGGAUGGAGAGAUCAUCCAAAUUUGAGAUAUGGGAAUUCCCAAGGAAACCAACAACAUCAGCAUGCUCAAGGUCAACAACAGUUUCAGCAAUAUAGGGCACCGUUCCUAACACCUCAAGGCCAAAGCUCUAAUUCAGCAGAAUAUGAUGCAGUUUCAACAAGAAACCAGAUCAAGUAUUCAAAACCUGGAGAAUCAAGUCAGUCAAAUCUCAAGUGCAUUGCACCUAAGAAGGCUAAAGACUUGAUUGGAGUUGAGGAGGAGGAAGUAGAACAAGAAACUAAGGUGAAUCCGCCAACCUUUACCUCUUAUGAGCCUGUGCCACCUUUCCCAGAAGCCUUGCAAGAUACUCGAAGGUAUGAUAAAGACAAGGAUAUUUAUGAGACUUUCAGCAAAUGUGAGUUUUCCAAAAGAAACUCCCAGAAAAAAUUUGGUGAUCCUGGUAUGUUUACUAUUCCUGUUACAAUAGGAGACACCACAUUACACCGAGCCAUGUUGGACCUAGGUGCAUCAAUCAAUGUCAUUCCCUACUCCCUGUUUAAAUCUUUAGAACUUGGGCCUUUGCAUGAAACAGGGGUAGUAAUUCAGUUAGCUGAUAGGUCCAAUGUAUAUCCUAAGGGGGUAGUAGAAGAUGUACUUGUUAAGGUUGAUGGAUUGAUCUUUCCUGCUGACUUUUACGUCCUUGACAUGGAACAUGACAAACAAGCAGCCCCCAUCCUGUUAGGAAGACCUUUCUUAAAGACUGCUAAGACAAAAAUCGAUGUGUCUACCGGUUCUUUGACUAUGGAGGUUGAUGGGAAAGCAAUUGUGUAUAACAUUUAUGAUACCAUAAAGUAUCCUGUUGAUACUCAUUCUUUAUAUUCUAUAAAUGUUGUCGAUCCAAUAUUGCAUGAUGUUUCUAACAUUGAUCAUGGGGAUGAGCUCCUCACACCUAUUACUAAUGUUGUGUCUGGUGAUUGUUUGGAUUCUUCUAUACCUACUAAUGUGCAGGUGAAGGUGGCGGAAUUGAAUGAACAGUCCAAGCUUCCACCUAUACCACUAGGGGCAACACCCACCCCGUCAUCAUUUCCGGGCAAGAAAUUAUCCCAGGUAUACCACAAAGCAAAGAAUAAGGUGUGGCAUGACAAGAUGAGCUCCCGUUGGAAGGGUCCAAUUCAAGUUGACAAGGUCUAUCCGCAUGGAGCGGUAGAAAUUCGGAGUUUAGAGACCAACAACAUGUUCAAAGUGAAUGGAAAAAGGCUCAAACCAUACUACGAAGGGUUCAAGGUCGAGAAUUUGGAGAACAUUGAUCUCUACGAGCCAUCAAUUGAUUAA